CUCAGUUUCCAAAUCCUUACAUUUUCUUCUUUGGCAUCUCUGAUCUCGAAAUCGACUGCAAUCUAUCCUUGUUCUCGCGGCAAUGGCAAUGGCAAUGGCGAGGAUCAUCGCAUUUCUCCUCUUUCUUUUCAUCCUAUCUUCCUCAUCUCUCUCCUUCUCUCCCGCCGACGACUACCUCCUCAACUGUGGCUCCCACGUUUACUCCACCAUCGAUAACCGCCGCUUCGUCUCCGACGCUUCGAAAUCGAACUUCUUCUUCACAUCGGAAGGAUCAGUCGCUCUCCAAGGAGAGCAUCUUUCCCCCAACGUCCCUCAGAUCUACCGGACCGCUAGGGUAUUCGCGCAGCAGGCCAAAUACGAGUUCAACGUCCACGAGAAAGGGACCUAUAUGCUACGCCUCCAUUUCUAUCCUAUCAAUUCCUCCAAAAUCGAUCUCAACCAAGGAGCUCAGUUUCACGUCACCGUCAACGGUCAUGUCGUGCUUACGAAUUUCAGCGGCGAUGACUUGUCAUCUAGGGUUGUUAGGGAGUUCCUGAUCUGGGUCGAUGUCGGGAAAGUCGUUAUCAGGUUUGUUCCUAGCAAAGAUUCGAAAUUCGCCUUCGUUAAUGCUAUAGAAGUUAUAUCCGCGCCUAAGGAUUUGAUCGCUGACGUUGCCACAUCUGUAUCACGUGAUGGAACCGGGAAGUUGAAUGGUUUAGCUAAACAAGCUAUGGAAGUGAUGUACAGAAUCAACGUUGGUGGUAGAAAAGUUACUCCUUUUAAUGACACCUUGUGGAGGACUUGGAUCCCUGAUGAUGACUUCUUCAAGGCAGCUGAUGCUUCUUCUUCUGACAAAGCUUACUUCACUGGUAGGAUUAAGUAUAGACCCGGAGGUGCGAGCCGUGAGGUUGGUCCUGAUAACGUCUACAACACUGCUCGUGUUGCUAGAAGAAGCAACGGUCUGAGCUGGGAUUUCCCGGUGAGCACGGGUUACAAAUAUAUGAUCCGUAUGCAUUUCUGUGACAUUGCUAGCAGAUCACUCGGUUUGCUUUAUUUCAACGUUUACAUCAACGGGAACUUAGCUUAUGAGGAUUUCGAUAUCUCUUACUCUGCGGGUUACGUCCUCGCUUCCCCUUACUACAUCGAUUUCGUGGUGGAUCCACCUUCAGGAUCAUCGAUUAUUACAGUAAGUGUUGGACCAUCAAACAAGACUAGUGUUGAUGAGCAUGGAGUUGAUGCGAUGCUGAACGGUCUUGAGAUCAUGAAGAUGAAUAACUCGAUGGGGAGUCUUGAUGGGUUUGUUUCAACAGAUAUGCUUCUGAGGUCUUGCCCAAAUAGAAGAAACCUGAGCAUAUUCAUCGCCUUGAUGGCGUUUAUGUGUAUAUUUAUGAGCUUUUACAUUGUCGCUCAAAGGAAGAAAGUUAGUGAUGGCUUCGGCUGGACCAAGCUGUCCAUGGACGUCCAUGAAGUUAUUCCCAAGUCCGGUAAUCAAUUUGCAGCAAUAAAGCCUUGAUGAUAUUUGCUUGUUGGGUGAUGGAUGAUAUUACAAAACUUUUUCUUUGAGUAUUUAUCUACUUUGAUAUGAUGAUUUGUUCUUCUUUUUUUUUUAUCAGUUUUGUUAUGUUUUACAAGGGUGUUAAUGUAUUGUAUAAUUAUUGUUUAUAUGUAUAUGUAACUGGUAUGUUUCUUCGACAGAGAAAGACUAGAGAUAUGUUUUGAAAUUCACGAAACAGAGCUGUUCUCUUUAUGUUCAACUGUUUAUACUUUUAUUGAUGUCUUUCAGCUUACUAGCCAAAUAGCCGUAACUGAAUUGAUGUAUCUUAGUUAUCAUUGUAUUAAAUAUUCCUGUCUCCUUUGAGAUCA
This is a messenger RNA of Eruca vesicaria subsp. sativa (arugula), 1842 nucleotides long. The record is from the annotation of a GenBank genome assembly. Lineage: Eukaryota; Viridiplantae; Streptophyta; Magnoliopsida; Brassicales; Brassicaceae.